GGAGGGCGGCGGGGGCAAGGCAUUCACACGUGAAUGAGGGAGGGGGAGCCCACCCCCGCUACCAGCCAGCCAGCCAGCCUUUGGGGCCUCCACUCACUCACUCACUCAUUCAUGGCUCUCUCUCCCUUUCUCACUCCCCCUCGCCCUCUCUGCUUCACACUUUCUUCCUGCGUGCGUGCGUCGGCAACACACACACACACAGCCUGCGAAGCCUUCAAUGUCGAUGUCCAUGUUUUAAUCAUCAAUGUGCAGGUUGGAUCUCUGCUUGCAUUCGUUCUAUUGAGUUCCGGAAGCCGCUAUGAGUGCAAUGACUAAAUCGACUCUUGACAUAUCCGUGCCACAUGACGGAUACUGAGGUACAAGUUUUGCCUUCGUUUUAGGAGGAGCCGGGGAGUAUUGUGUGAGGUAGGGCAUUGAGCUUUUCUGGCGGGGACUGAUCGACGGGGAGCUGAUUUGCGGCGGAUUGCGCGUCGACAUGGGGUCCGAGGACGUGUUGGAUCGCGAUGUGUUGUUUCGGAAAAUCAAGACCAGGUCGGAAAACAAGAUGUGUUUUGAUUGCAAUUCCAAGAAUCCAACCUGGGCGUCUGUAACUUUUGGAAUACUUAUAUGCCUGGACUGCUCAGCAACACAUCGUAGUCUCGGUGUGCACAUCAGCUUUGUCAGAUCCACUACUUUGGACAGCUGGAACCAAGACCAAUUGAAGUUGAUGAGCUUGAGUGGCAAUGGCCGGGCACACGCGUUCUUCAAACAGCACGGUUGGAUAGAAGGAGGACGUGUCGAAGCAAAGUACACCUCCAGGGUAGCAGACCUCUACCGCCAGCUCCUGGCCAAAGAAGUGGCCAAGAGUGUUGAUUCUGCGACUUGCAGCAUUCCUCAGAAGUCGCCAGAUGAGGCUUCGUUCACCAAAUUGGAGAAUCACUUUAGCAUACGACACCCAAAAGAGAUUUCGAGCCCGACACUUGCUCCUUCGUCUGGACCUAAGUCUGCUCCUUCCAUUUCUUCCUCACCUACCCCAGUUAUUAAUACACGACUAAGUAGCAUUCCAACAAGGAAGCUAUCUUCAUCAAUUGGAGCUAAGAGAAUUGGUGCAGUCAAAUCUGGAAGUCUUGGAGUGAAGAAACUUAUUACUAAGCCCAAUGAAGAUAUUUAUGAUCAAAAGCCGGCUGAGGUACAAACAACAGCACCAGCACCUUUGCCUGCAGAAACUUUGAAGCCAGCCCCACUGUCAUCGCGAUUUUUGUACAUGGAUGAUAAUCAAGCAUGCAAUAACUCUGAUCACAAAAACUCGAACUCUAGCCAUGUAGCUGCCCCCUCAACAAAUGCUGAUUUCUUCUCAGAGUGUGGAGGAUCUUCAAUGAAAUCCUCUUUCGACAGUGGACGUACUAAGGCAUGGAACUCGUCCGCUAUAUCUAGUGCUGCCUAUUUUGACCGUGAAGAAGUUGGUUCACCUGAUAGUUCUAUUGAUGCGACUGCAAGUGAGCUCAUGUCUAAGCUCACAUAUCAGGCCUCACAGGAUAUUUCAGCGUUGAAAAACAUGGCGGGAGAAACUGCGACGAAGUUUUCGUCCUUUGCUUCAAGUUUUAUUUCUGAUUUACAGGAUCGUAAUUGGUAAAUCCCAUUUAGUCCGUGGUUCGCGACUUGCACACUAAAUUUGUAAAAGUGACAACUGCCGUCGGGAAAAAUAAAAAUAAAAAUAAUUUAUUAAAAUGUCGAAAGUAUAUUUAUAUUA
Messenger RNA from Physcomitrium patens, 1729 nucleotides. The record is from RefSeq and is a predicted model, not a curated record. Lineage: Eukaryota; Viridiplantae; Streptophyta; Bryopsida; Funariales; Funariaceae.